Messenger RNA from Eutrema salsugineum, 815 nucleotides. Its product is annotated as ferredoxin-thioredoxin reductase catalytic chain, chloroplastic. Gene Ontology annotation, molecular function: oxidoreductase activity, acting on iron-sulfur proteins as donors. The transcript is spliced from 6 exons. The record is from RefSeq and is a predicted model, not a curated record. Lineage: Eukaryota; Viridiplantae; Streptophyta; Magnoliopsida; Brassicales; Brassicaceae. Bases 179 to 616 code for a protein of 145 amino acids.
AGUGGCGAGUAUUGAUUACUGGCAAAUAUCUGGAAAAAGAACAGAAAAAAUCUGAAAUUCGAUCUAAAGCUAGAAUCAGAAGAAUUCAAGAAAACAAAAAAAGUAAAGAGUAGAAACUUCGCGUCGUAGAUUGAAAUCCCACGAAACUCUCGCUUCUGUGUUUUCUCGAACUUUUGCCAUGAAUCUUCAAGCUGUUUCUUGUAGCUUCGGCUUCGUUUCUGUUCCACUUGUCUCUCCCAGAACUUCGUUUCGGCGAUUUGUAAUCCGAGCGAAAUCGGAACCAUCGGAGAAAUCGGUGGAGAUUAUGAGGAAAUUCUCCGAGCAAUAUGCUCGUCGCUCAGGGACUUACUUCUGUGUUGAUAAAGGAGUUACUUCAGUCGUGAUUAAGGGUUUGGCUGAGCAUAAAGAUUCACAUGGUGCACCGCUUUGCCCCUGCAGACAUUAUGAUGAUAAAGCUGCUGAGGUUGGACAGGGCUUUUGGAAUUGUCCGUGUGUUCCAAUGAGAGAGAGGAAGGAGUGCCAUUGUAUGCUGUUCUUGACUCCUGACAAUGAUUUCGCCGGGAAGGAUCAGACUAUUACAUCAGAGGAAAUCAAAGAAACCACAGCUAACAUGUGAGAACUGAUUCAGAGAGAAAUGUCUUACCAAUGCAGCCUUGUACAUUGAUACCCGAACAUCUUCUUCGUUCUUCUGUACAACUAUUUCUCUCUCAGAUAAAUAGUUUAGAUGAAUCUUGUUUUUGCAAGUUAAUACAUAAAUAUAAAAGGGACUGACUUUGUGCCGAAAUCUUCAAUAAUUUUUCAUGCGAUAUAUUUUU